This is a messenger RNA of Salvia hispanica, 838 nucleotides long. RefSeq names its product ethylene-responsive transcription factor ERF062. The record is from RefSeq and is a predicted model, not a curated record. Gene Ontology annotation, biological process: regulation of DNA-templated transcription. Gene Ontology annotation, molecular function: DNA-binding transcription factor activity; DNA binding. Lineage: Eukaryota; Viridiplantae; Streptophyta; Magnoliopsida; Lamiales; Lamiaceae.
GAAAAUGUACUAGAGAAAGUUGACGCCUUUGCGAUCAACCCCUUUUGUUUGUGUGUGAUUACUAAAUUAGGCAAGAUGGAAAUCUUCAGAUGCUCCGAUGACAGUUGUGUGCCGGAAAAUGUGAGGCCGGAAUCCGAGUCCUCCACUCUGGCUUUGCAAUCACCUCUUUUGAAUAAACUCCAACCACAUUCCAUCCAGCUUCCCACAAUAUUCCCAAUCCAAAACUAUGACCAACCAUUACAAUCAAACCAUCUCUUUUCGAAACAUUUCCACAAAAAGAGAUGUUCCUCUUCAUCUUCAUCUUCAUCUUCGUCGCGGGGGAGGCUGUAUAGGGGAGUGAGGCAGCGGCACUGGGGGAAAUGGGUGGCGGAGAUACGGCUGCCGCGGAACCGGACGAGAGUGUGGCUGGGAACGUUCGACACCGCGGAGGAAGCUGCUUCCGCCUACGACACGGCGGCUUACAUUCUCAGAGGCGAUCACGCUAACCUUAAUUUCCCCGAUCGGAAGCACCUGAUCAAGGCCGGCGGCGGCACCAUCGAAGCCAAACUGCGAGCUGCUUCCAAUAAGGCGGUGAUGGUGAAUCCUGAAAAGAAGUCGGAAGUGGAAGUGGAUGUGAUGAUGGAGAUGAAUGUUGAUGGGGAUGCAGUGCAGCCGUUGAGCAGAAUGCCUUCGUUGGACAUGGAUGUCAUUUGGGAUGAACUUCAAUAUUGAAUAUUCAUCAUCAUCUUCACUUUACUUCGGAUCUACUAUACUAUGUUAUCAAAUACUACUACUACUAUCUUUCUGUUUGUGUUUCAAUUACGAUUAUUUGAAAACUGAGAGAUUACUUGGAACAAAA